Molecule: messenger RNA, 4744 nt
Organism: Oreochromis aureus
Lineage: Eukaryota; Metazoa; Chordata; Actinopteri; Cichliformes; Cichlidae
Product: copine family member IX
Exons: 20
Coding region: 331-2001 (556 amino acids)
Biological process (GO): cellular response to calcium ion
Cellular component (GO): plasma membrane
Molecular function (GO): calcium-dependent phospholipid binding
Source: RefSeq, a predicted model, not a curated record
AAGCACCUUGCUGUUGCCGGUGCCUCCGGUUGGCUGCGCUCUCCUCCCUCCUCUCUUCCUCAGCACCGGACAGAUACCGGGAGCGCACGGUGAACGCACGAAGGAUGAAUGAACUUUAAAUCUGCCUCACAACUUUCCCUCUCUCUCUCUAUACCUGACAGUUUCUCCCCCUUCCCCCGCCGCUCGCUGUUCCAGGAACGAAACCCCCAGAGGAAGAUCUCUACAAUGGAUUUACCGCAAUCACGAUCCUGUAGUGAUUAAAUAGAUUUUUUUCCUCUCACCCUUUUUUCCUUAUUUCUUUGCGGAUGCUCAUUAGCUUCGUGAGUCGAGAUGAUGGCAUCAAUAGGGGAAUUCGAUCCUCUCAACACCAGAGUCCCCGCAACUAAAAUAGAAGUUACCGUGUCCUGCAGGAGUCUACUGGAUGUGGACACAUUCUCCAAGUCAGAUCCUGUGGUUGUGUUGUAUCUGCAGGCUGUGGGAACCAAAGAAUGGAGGGAGUUUGGCAGGACAGAAGUUAUCGAUAACACUCGGAAUCCUGAUUUCGUCAGGAAGUUUGUCCUGGAUUUCUUCUUUGAAGAGAAGCAGAAUCUAAGGUUUGAUGUGUACAAUGUGGACUCCAGAAGCUGUAACAUAUCCAAACACGACUUUCUGGGUCAGACCUUCUGCACACUCGGAGAAAUUAUCGGCUCCACAGGAGGAAGGCUGGAGAGGACCCUCUCCGGGAUUCCUGGGAAGAAGUGUGGAGUCAUUAUCUUAACUGCAGAGGAGCUCAGUAACUGCAGGGAUAUCGCUACCAUGCAGCUGUGUGCCAACAAGCUGGAUAAAAAAGACUUUUUUGGCAAGUCCGACCCCUUCCUGGUUUUCUACCGCAGUAAUGAGGAUGGAACGUUCACCAUCUGCCACAAGACAGAGGUGAUCAAGAACACACUGAACCCAGUGUGGCAGCCCUUCACCAUCCCUGUUAGAGCUCUCUGCAAUGGUGACUAUGACAGAACUGUGAAGGUAGACGUCUAUGACUGGGAUCGAGAUGGAAGCCAUGACUUCAUCGGCGAGUUCACCACCAGUUACAGAGAGCUGUCUCGGGGGCAGAACCAGUUCAAUGUCUAUGAGGUUUUAAAUCCCAAGAAGAAAGGCAAAAAAAAGAAAUACAUCAAUUCUGGAACUGUAACACUGCUGUCCUUCAAAGUGGAGUCUGAGUAUACCUUUGUGGAUUUUAUCCGAGGAGGAACACAACUCAAUUUCACUGUGGCGAUAGACUUCACCGCGUCCAAUGGUAACCCAUCCCAGCCCACCUCCCUCCAUUAUAUGAGUCCGUACCAAAUGAAUGCAUAUGCCAUGGCACUGAAAGCAGUGGGAGAAAUUAUCCAGGACUACGACAGCGAUAAGCUCUUUCCUGCCUAUGGCUUCGGUGCUAAGCUGCCCCCUGAUGGCAAAAUCUCCCACGCGUUCCCGCUGAAUGGUGACAAUGAUAAUCCAAACUGUGUGGGCAUCGAGGGAGUCCUGGAGUCUUAUUUUCAGAGCCUGAGGGCGGUGCAGCUGUAUGGACCUACUAACUUUGCUCCUGUUAUCAACAAAGUAGCAAACUGUGCAGCAGAGAUUACAGAUGGCUCUCAGUACUUUGUCCUGUUGAUGAUCACAGAUGGAGUGAUAUCUGACAUGGUCCAGACCAAAGAGGCUGUGGUCAAUGCGGCAUCGCUCCCUCUUUCCAUUAUCAUCGUAGGUGUUGGGCCGGCUGAGUUUGAUGCUAUGGAGGAGCUGGAUGGAGAUGAGGUGAGAGUAUCCUCAAGAGGACGUCUUGCUGAGAGAGACAUUGUUCAGUUCGUUCCAUUCAGAGACUACAUCGACAGAUCUGGCAACCAGGUCCUCAGCAUGGCUCGUCUGGCAAAGGACGUCCUUGCCGAGAUCCCCGACCAGCUGCUGUCUUUCAUGAAGAGCCGAGGAAUCGAACCGCGACCAGCCCUGUCCUCCUCCCCACUACCGCAGCUACACAGACACAUCUAACCCCCGACAGAGUCUCUGCCUUUCUUGUUUCUGCUUCUCCCUCCUUGCUUACCUUGGCUCACCUCCCUCACUCUUGUUUUUCACUUUAAAACAAUAGUGAGAGAAAAAUCGACCCACCACUCACCCUUCUUCCUCUCUCAUCACCCAUGGGGAUAAACAGGCACAUCGUAGCUACACAGCGGGUGUCAUCCCUGACCCGCCCACUGCUGUAGCUCUAAAUCGCCCUCUUAUUGCUUUCAUUUACUGUUUGAAACUGAACCGUGACCAUUCCUCCCCUCUGAUAUCAGACCGUUCAGAGCCUGGCUUUUUUUGUUUGUUUGUUCUUAAUUGUCUGAUUCCCCUCACCAGACGCAUUUGGAACAGAAGGUUUUCCCGUUGGUCCUCAGCCAGUGUUGCCACUCAUCACAUUUGGCAGGAGUGCUGAAGCUAAAUAAAUUCAAAUCUCUUGAUGAGGAAUAGACUCCAGCUCGUAUCAGGUGCUGUGGGGUUAUUUAAGGCCAAGUUUCGACUGAUUCUUUGGAGUGACCGAUCACAUCAAUAAAAUCCAUUUUCACCCAGCCCUUUUAUGAUCUCUUAUUGUUGCUGAGCCAAAUCUGAAACUGUAAUCGAGAAUGCAAACUACUUUAGUAUAAUCCAUUCAGAGAAAAUAGAGUCCUUGCGUUUUUCCUUUUUAGGGUAGGAAAUAAGUGUUUUUAGAGCUAAUGUGGGGAGUCCAGUCACAUGUGGCCUGUCACAGACUUAGACACACACUCGCCUCUGUCAGACAUGCCACACCCACACUCUCUUUGCCCAGCAUGGGCCGAGGCUGGGUGCAGAUUCCCCUCCUGCUGUUAGAGAAAUGCCAGACUCUCCGGCUGCCCUGCAGAGAGGAGGAAGAGGGAGGAAGGAAGGAAGGAGAAAUUGUAGGUGGGAGUAAAGGGAACAGAGGGGAGGAAUGGGCAAGAGAAUGAGCAGAGAAAGAAAAAAAAGCGAGAAGAAAAGAGAUGCACAAAGAAGCGAGGAAGAACAAAGCAUCCGGAGAUCUGUUUUGUUUGAAGGGAAAGAACAAUGAGGCAGAUGUGAGCUGGGUUGGAGACAGCAGCAGAGAAGGCUGUAGCUCAGUGCCGUCUUUAGUUGGAGAAGCCUUUGUAUGCAUAUUUACAAGGUGUGGAACAAUCUCAAUGAGGGAUAAACGCACAUUCUAUGAAAAGCAAUAUACCUGACUUCCAGUGUAAUGUUUGCCCUAUGCAUGUCCCUUCCUCUCCCCUGCCAUGACUUGACAUUUUAUUCCCCGACAGACAGGAGCUGUGUGCAAAGUUGGCAAAGCCUGCCACCUAGUGUUCACCCCUUGUAUAGCAGGGUAUCUUUAUUAUGCAUGACUACUGUACAUUUCUAUACUAACUCAAACAGUACCCAAGCAUGAACAGAUGCAGCUCAUCUUACUAUCUUAAUCCAAGACAGGCAUUCCAACAAACAACAGAGGCCCGUGUAAAGAACUACAAGCAUCUAUGUGAAACGUGUCACUCUUCAGAGUUAAUGUCAAGUGUGACAAUGGUGGUUUAUAUGGGAUGUUUUAUUUGCUGUGUGACCAUAUAGACUUUUUCUAAAAUAAUCCGUUUCAACGUCAUGUUUAUUGCAUGUCGGGGAAGCAGAACUGUUGCAGUGUUUAGAUAUGUGUUAUCACUCAAAGUGAUUGUCCAAAAUAAUCUGUACUGUACAUUUUCAUUUGCAGAUUUUGGAACUAACUUGUAUGCCUUGUAUCUUGCAGAAACAUGUGAAAUUACAUGUAUUUUUGAUAUUUUGGCAGGGUCAUGAAAAACAGAAAUGCAAAGACUCUGCAAGAUGCCAGUGGUAUUAGAACGUUUUCUGAACUUAUUUAAAGCCCUGCUGUGAUUUUUCUCUGUCCCCUACUGUUGUUCUAUGGCUGUAUGAACUUAAAGGCAACCUAUUAUGCUUAUUUCUAACUUCAUAUUUUUAUUCAGGUACUCUACUAAAGUUGCUUUGCAUGAUUCACAGCUCAAACAUAAUCCUUAUUUAUCUUAUACUGGGGCUUGGUGCAGCGCAUUAGUUCGUAACCUGUCUAAACCAAGCUGUUUUAUCCUUUUCCGCCGAUUGGCUACCCAACAUAAAAAUCAGAUUUAAACAGCAGAUUGGUGGAGCUUUGUGCUUGCUGACUGUGCUGUGGCUCUUGGUUGACUGUAUUAGUGAUAUCUGUUCCGUGAGACAUCAUACAGAGCCAAGGUUAGAAAAAACAAACUGAGAAGAGAGUUUUCAAAGCAGUUUUUAGCUUGCAGGGAUAACUGACACCUACCCUGCGCUCAUUAGCUGAACCUUUGGUCAUGUGAGUAUAAGGAAAAGCAUAAUAGGUGCCCUUUAAAAAAACAAAACAAGAUGGUUAAAGUUUUAUUGUAUAUAAAUGUUCUUUUUGCUUACAGUAAAGCUUCAAGAAACUUUUACAUCUGUAUUUCAAACAGCUAAAUUGUAUGUUGACAUUUUUCAGAAUGUCCAUAUAAUGGGAAUGUAGAUGUUUGACCUAGAAACCCUUAACUGUUCUGACAAAUAUCUUGUCGUGUUUCAAUAUGAGGUUUGACUAUGUCUGUGUUUACGCAUAUCACCUGAAGGUGAUGAUCUGCAGUACAAUAUAUCCAAACAUAAAGCAACACAGUCUUGCUGGUUGUAUGUUGUAUGUAGUAAUUCAUUCAGCAGCACUAUAGAGAUCACUCAGAAUGAGUUCCAGCUUUAAAUUGUUGGUUCAUUAAAAAGA